Messenger RNA from Xenia sp. Carnegie-2017, 5207 nucleotides. RefSeq lists its product as uncharacterized. The transcript is spliced from 26 exons. The coding region runs from base 123 to 3899 and encodes 1258 amino acids. Lineage: Eukaryota; Metazoa; Cnidaria; Anthozoa; Malacalcyonacea; Xeniidae. The record is from RefSeq and is a predicted model, not a curated record.
GGUAAUGUUUCCGGGGGGUGUAUGCUCCUCAACAUGCUUAUUGCCAGAAUCAAAUGGCAUUCCCCGAGACGUAAGCCAGAGUCAAGGUCAAGACCAAGACGACCAGAAAGAUUAGCUUUAGAAUGGCUAGAAAAAGUUUCACAACAUCGUCUUUGCCAAGGCCAACCUUGACAAGUAUCGAUGUUGAAUUAUUGACUAAUAUUCUUCAUCUUGAAUCGAAAUAUUUUCGUCAAAUUUGCACAACCAUUGACGGGUCUAGCAAACCCUUCGAAUCUACAAUGAACGAAAAUGAUUCACCACAUUGUAAAGUUGCUGCGAUGCUGUUAAGACGUGUUGGAAACAUUCAAGAAAUUCAUAAUUUCUUCAAACAACUCACUCCAAAUAGAUACAAGAUGAAGCUUGCUGGUCAAAUGGAACCUGGUCAAUUUCAAGUGGUUGCUGAUAACUACAGACCUCCGUAUUCAGGAAGUCAGCUACCCAAAGUCACAUUUAAAGAGUCCGACAAGCAACUUCAUCUUCAGGAAUUACAUUUUUACAAGUGUGUUUUGUUGGCUGCAUAUUAUCCUGUCUUGGCUGUCUCUGACCAUUCCAUGCAUUUAUCAUGUUUAUGGAAACAAAAGCAGAAAGAAAGCGAUCUCAUUGACUCAAGAUUAACUCCAGCGUCAAAGGAAUGCAUGUCAUUUCAAUGUAAUCCAAUGAAGAGAAGUAGCGUGUUUCCACUUGAAGCUGAGCAUCUCAUUGAAAUGGUUCGCCUUGCUUUUUGUUUGACGCACCGCCGACACGAAUAUUACUUGAGGGACUUGGAAAAGAUUAUUGACAAUGAUCCUGCAAAGGUUUUAAUAAAAGAAAUGCGCGAGCUUUAUCUCAUCCUUGACAGCGAUUGUCAUCCAUGUUAUAGUUCGGAGAAGUUCUUUAACAGGCAAGACUUUCACCGUUGGUUGUCGACAGAGAAAGAAGCGAUCCAAAGUAUUGUUCGAAAUCAAGAAAAACGAACGCCACACAGUGUUCAUUCUUAUCCAAAAGAAAUUCCUUUGUUGAACAAAGAUAAACAUUCCUGGUUCACGGAGCUUUUGCUGAAACUCUUCAGGGCAGAGUCGUUGAAUUCACGUAUGAAUGUGGGUACAAAAGAGGCAAUACCAAAAGAGCCAUUAUCUGAAGCGUCUUUGAGGCUUCUUGACGAGUUUGGUGAGCGAUACAGAAUUGGGGUGCUAUACCGUCACGUGGUACUUCUUCAGUAUUUAGCAAGAAAUUUUGAUGGCAAGAAAUGGUAUUGUCAGUACGUCAUAUCGAUUUUGAAAGCGAUCUUGGAUCUUUCGCACCAACAGGAUUUUAUUGUUCGUAAAGAUGAGGCAACGAUGUUGAGAACGGCGAUUACGCAUCUUCAUAGUCACGUGAAGCACUUAUUGACGAGAAUCAACCGAGUGUUUCCGAAGAACAUGCCCGAAGGAGAGUUGCAAGAGGUGAUUCGGCUCCUGUUAUGUUUGGUAGUUGUUGAUGAUGAUGAUACCUUUGGUAACUCUCAUAAAAUGUCAGUGGAAUAUUACCUGAAGAGUUAUGUUAAGGAAGAAAUGCAUACGAACUAUGAAAGACAGAAAAUCAUCGUUGCCGAUCAGUUGAAACUACGGUCGUUUGGUCAGCGGAUAACUCCUCGCAUGAUCAGCUUGAUGCUGUAUGAUAUUAGUGAGAAAUUACGCAAUUAUCGGCUGUAUUUCAAAGAUGAAUUUAUACGUUAUUUCGACAUAUUCGAGAUUGGAGUUGAGGUUUACCAUAGUUUAUUGAUGGAAGAUGUUCUCGAGCUGUGUGAUGGUCAUCCUGUUAAUGAAGAAAGUGGAAAGAUAGAUUAUCAAAUGAUAGCCUUAGCCUAUCGACUCACAAAAUUUGAUGAAGAUUCCGAAUGGCGGGAUUAUCUUCCUAUCGAGGGUCAAGUUUGGCGACCAGCUUUUCUCAAAUAUUCUUUUGCAUUGAUCAACGUGCUUCAUUGGAAAAUCCAAAGUUUAAUAGUAUCGGCGUUAAAUCACGAUACUUGGCGAGGACUAUCGACACUUGACGAACACGUCCCUGAAUCUGAUAUGUCGCUGCAAAGUCGUGUCAGGACUCGGCCCCGAGCUGUGCCUACUCCACCAAGCGAUUCAACUUCUGUCUUUAGAGGCACGGUUACUCCUUCAUGUAAUUCUGCAUUUCAACCGGUAAAUAGCCAAGGCAAAGGUGCUAUCGAUAAAGAGUUUCAACAUGAUGAUAACGCAGCAUGCUCGAACUCGAAUGAGCAAUCAUCAACUACAGCAGAAGGCAGCCCUUCCAAACAGCCAGGAUUUAGCUUUGCAUCUUCUAAAAUCACCAAAAUGCCAGUGAAUUUUAGUGAUUCAUCCAAAUCCUUGGAAAGUAUUUAUGUGGACGCUGAAAGCGAAAUCAGUAACAUCGAGGAUUAUUUAUCGUGCGAAGAUGAAGAAAGUGUACAUUCCAUCAUUAGUGAAGAGAAUUGCACCAUGAUACCGGUCUCGACCUCAUUCGUAGACAUUGUCUGUGUUGUAAAUCGUUGCAUACACGUAGUACGUCAUGUUGCUCAAGUAUUGUGUCCCGACGCGCCCAAGAUUGACUACGGCCCAUUACGAAUGUCACCCGAAGAUUGUGACGAAAUCCGUGCCAAACUGGAACAAGGUCGCCGCGAUAUGGCGAACAAACUUGUUCACGUAAUACAGUCACUGGUUUCAUUAUACUGCCAUUAUGUGAUCGGUUACGAAAGUUCUGAUUUGAAUGAAACGUUGUUAGAAAGCAUUAUUGGCGAACAAUGUUUAACACGAUCACUCAAUGUCAUACCUGAAGAACGCGUUAGACUUCGUAAAAACAGCGCUGAGUUUUCUAAAAGAUCCACCUCAAAAAACUCUCAAAAGACCUGCCUACCGUCAAGUAACAACCGUCCACUUCAUUACGAAAAAGUUGUCGAAGAAAUGUGUGUUCGUCUUAACAAUGUUCAUAUCCUCAGGAAACAUCUGUUGUUUUUCGUUGAAACGGCCGGGAAGAAUGUGCUUAACAUCUCUGGGAAAUAUUCCGAAGAUUUUGGGCAAAUAGACGUGUCUAAUCCCCCGUCAAAUGAGGCUAGCACGAGUCAGGCCUAUGCCCAGGCGCAGAAUAGCAUGGCCUCGAAUGGAAAUGAAAAAUCUCUCGAAAAAACUCUGGAGGAGUUGCAGGAAAUAGAAGAUGGUUUGGUGAAACUUAUGGCUUACCGUGCGAAUGAUUGCAUCAAUAAAUUACUUCGGUUUCUGCUAACUUUGAACUUGGGGAGUUUUAAUGCGAAGAAACGAUUCCGACCGGUUUUGUGUGCUACCAGACGGACCUUGCACACGUUGGCAGCUAACUUGUAUCCCGAUUGUUAUACCGCUGUCCUUCGUGAGUUCUGGCUCGCUAUUGGAAAGGAUUUUGUUGAAGAGAAAGAAAAUUUGUUUUUCUUAACUGUCUCAGCAAAAGAGAAAGCCGAUCUUCUGUUAGAGGCCGUUUCGCACUUCAUUGAUAUAUUUCGUGCUGAAGAAGACUUCGUUUCGUUUGCUUUUAUUUCAACAAACAUCAAUUCCGUAUUUCAAUCACUGAGCUACUAUACUUUACCGUCCAGAACGCUGAUUCAGAUGUACGAUGCUUUGGAAAGGACGGGUCUUUCAACAUUUACAAGCGGUCGAAAUUCCAGGCACCGUUACCAGCGAAAUCCAUCAAAUGUUUUUAUCAAUGAUGUACGGAUCGAACUGCAUUCGGAGAACGCGCACUUUAGCGGCUAUCGUUUUGUGGAGUGCGUUUCAGAUCAAAUUCGUUACAGAGGGAAUCUAGGUCUGGGAUUCUGUGCCGUUCAAACGGAUGCGAUGCAGAUAGCAGUAAAGUGUUCGGCCAAUAUUUACUUGACAACGAAAUUUUAACUUACUUCGGAGACGUCGUCCAAGAAGCAAACGGCUACAAUGAUUCCGAGGACGAUGACGAAGAUCUGCUGUGCGUCAAUGGGACAUUUUUUUGUCCCGUCAACAAGAAACGACAGAAAACUUUUAAUGACGUACUCAUUGCAGGCUCACCGGAUUCGAAAUCGAGCGUCGGCGAGGAUUAUUUCAGUGCGAAAACACGGUUAUCAUACAUAAGGACGCACGGACACGAUCGCGAUUUAUCAAUUCCAGAGAGGUUUUAUACAAAUUCAACUUCACUGAGCUCGAAGAUUCCACGAGCAAUUACUAUCCGGACUAUAAUAUAGAUGCGGGGGUGAAUUGUAGCAAUCAAAAAGAAAUAAUCACCGUGCUGUUUACUCGUAGAAACGUCGAACAAGAAGCCCGAGACUUUUUCAUAAACUUAGGAGAGAACUGUGCUGUGAAAGAACUCGAAAAGAAAUUAAGGAAAAAGUCUUCAUGGUGUUGACGUCCCAGCCGACAGAUAACGUACAAAGCGAGGUCUUUCUUUCAUGGAAAAUCUUAGGGUGGUGGAGGGAGGUGUCACCUUCAUUGACCGCGGUCUAAUUGCCUGAAUUGUGAUGAGUGAUGAAUUGUAUGGUGGCGUUUUGUUUUGCUGAACGAAACAGAAAGCAUCGGAACUCUAGAGGAAAACGUUAUUUUACGCAGAUAAAUUGUGCAAGAGCAUUGAAGUGUUUCCAUGUGCUCAAAAAAACAUGGUGUGUAUUGCGAGAUCUCGAGAGGUCUCAAGCAAUAUUCAAUUGCUACUUUAAAGCGCUAGAAUUCGCGAUAUGUUGGUGAAGCUGCUGGUAAAGCUAUACUUUCCUGGUGAAUUCUGUGUUAUCUAUGGUAAAGUUAUAUCUGUCUGGUGAAUACUAUGUUAUCUAUGGUAAAGUUGUAUCUGUCUGGUGAAUACUAUGUUAUCUAUGGUAAAGUUAUAUCUGUCUUUUAAAUAAUGUUAUCUAUGGUAAAGUUAUAUCUGUCUGGCAAAUACUAUGUUAUCUAUGGUAAAGUUAUACCUGUCUGGUGAAUACUAUCUAUGUUGUCUUAUGCCAUAAGACAUUAAAUUUUCACAAAUAAACUAUAACUCGUGGCAAGAGAAGCCUUACUUUGUCUACCAGUUGGAUAUAUAAUUAAAAUGAACUGAACGAUAACAAUCUCUAAUCAUAAGUAACUAGACAACAUAAGCACCACAAAAUUUAUGAUCGCUAAACAACUUUAUUAAAAUGAUGAAUUAGAAAAUGAAAUUAAAACUAGAGGUACAUUAGCAUACAGUGUGCUGUAGUAUUUAAA